AUGACCUGGGUGGAUUAUUUACAAACAAUCUUAAUGUUGCCUCGACAUUCUGUACACUCGUUAUGGUUUAUGGACUAUACUAUAAUUGGAGUAAUUGUAUCGAUGUUUGUUCUGGGUACAAUCUUCCUCGUCAUUGGUCACAUCUCCUCAGAACCCACCAGUCGUAGAGUCUUCAGCUCCUCUAGCAAAAAUAGAUGUGCCCGAGGGUUGAAUAUGGGGUUCCUAUCGUUCGUGUAUAUUCUAACAGUGUGUUGGAUAUUCGCUACAGCUGUGUUAUUUGUACCCCUGGUAUUACUAGGGCUACUGUAUUAUAUCACAGAUUACGAGGGUCUGACCUCUAUUGAUCUGAAAUACUACGGUUUUGAAGCUAAAGAGUUGUCUGGUGAGGCUUUAACAACUUUUGUUACAGAGGCAAAAGAUGUGUUGAUAUGUUAUGGAUGUGCUUAUAUUUCAUCUGUUCUAGUUGCCAUCAGCUUGAUACAUUUCCUAAUCUCCAUGACAGCCAACAUAACACAUCUUACCGACAACCGAUUUGCAGCGCUCAACGCCUACGAGCCCCCCGGAGAAGAGAUGCGUAAUUCCAAACAUUCAAACCUGGAUACGAAUAUGUAAUGACAGACGUCGGAAAUAUUAUGUGCAAUAUCCAGUGGUAUUUAUUAAAAUUUAAAUAACCACAGAAAGAACCAAGUUGCCAGUGUAUAUAUUUUCAAAAAAGACCAAAUUUCAUGCAUGCGCCAUUUUUCAUCUAACAUCAAAAUAAUGGAAUUUAGCAGAAAUGGAUCAAUAUUUUUAAGGAGUAUCAUUUUACUAUCGUUUCCAUGGAUACUUAUAUAUACACAGGAUUAUCAUCAUUUUAAUAAUUUAGUGUAUAAGGUUUUUUUAAAAUCGCGAAAAAAACCUUUUUAGAUUUUUGCUUCAAUAACUGUUUUUCAGUUUUAUAAUUUUUGAAUUAUUCGUGCUUUGCGCCUAGUGUAACGAGGAGGCUUACUGCUGUAGUGUUUUGUGUGACCAGUGACGGGCAGCAGACGAUGUUGUUUUUUAAAUUGGCAUGUGACUUGUGUGUCUGAUGCACCACAUUAUGAAGCUCUGAUGCACCACAUUAUGAAGCUCUGAUGCACCACAUUAUGAAGCUCUGAUGCACCACAUUAUGAAGCUCUGAUGCACCAUGUGACAAAUAUUUUUAAAUUGCGCCACAAAAUUUUCAACUACACUGAUUGUAUUGCUCAAAUAUUAUGGAUGAUGGUAGUAGAAGUCAAAACACAGAACCUGGCUCUUUGAACUUCAAAACAUUGACAGCGGCCAUUUUGGAUACAUGUUUCUUUUGAUCUUUGUAACCCUCUGAAAUCAAAUGUUAUAGAUUCUGGUAGAAGAGCACUAACACCAGUAAUGUGAAUAGCAUGGAUCAAUUUGGAUUAUGUUUUAAAAAUACUCAUCAGUUUGCAGAACGGAGAAUUAAGUAUGGCUUCAGGAAUAUGAGCAAAAAAAACCAGACUGAUUUAAGUGAAAGAAUGUACAUUUGAACAUUUUUCUUAGAAAUAUUGGGGGAUUCUAUUCAAGUGUCAUUUAUUUGAUCCAAAUCCCGAUUUAAAAUUUCAAGUUUGAAGAGUUAGGUUCUUUCUGUUGAUUAAUGACAUAAAACUUCAAAAGUUAAAAAAAAAAUGAUGAAAUAAUUUGUUAAAUCGUGGUAAUGAAACUCAAAACUUUGGUGUCAAGAAAUUUGAAGAUGAGAGAAGUUUAAACAUCAGUGAUGAAGGUAUUCCUUUCUUUCAAAUCUGGUCCCAUAUUUCAACAAAUAUCCUAACAACAGAUCUUUAUUCUGAAACAAAAAACAAUUAGGCUUACCUAUUUAAAAACAAAAAAAUAUCUUUAUAUGGUCAUUUCACAAAUCUUCAAAUUUCCUGACCUAUCUUUGACAGUUUCACGCCCCCAAAAAAAGAAAUGCAUAUAAUUUGUAUGAUUAUUAAUUGAUGAAUAUUCAUUAGAUAUAAUUGUUACACAGUACUUGAAGAUAAUACUCUAUAUUUUAUGUAUUUCUACUUUCGCUUUCUCCAAGAUGUUGGUAGAGACAUCUCAACUAAGACUGUCAUAACGUAAUGAUUAGGGUGUAUCUAGAAUCUAGAUUUGUUAUCUUUUAAAUUAUGUUCAUGGACAUUAAUCUUGAAAUCUUAACUUAAAUAAAAUCAAGGUUUUACGAAAUACAGUAUUUUGAUUGGUUAAUUAGGCUACAUAUAAACCCCAAUCUGACCAAUCAGAUAAAGAGAAUGAUGAUCGUAAGUUUAGGUUUUGUAAAUUAUGGUCUCAGUUAUUUAUUAUCUAACUACAUAUUGUAUUUAGAAGUUAUUCAGUGAAAACACUCUAGUAUGAUAGAUUGGUUUUAAGAUUUUGUUUUAAUUAUUCUAUUAGAAGCGAUACCUCUAUACUCUUUAAAAAUUACUGGCUCAAUAGUAUUAUUCAAAUAUUAUUCUUUGCAUGGUAGAAAUAGCAAAUAUUUAGCUUUUGCAUAAUUAUUAUAGAUUGCUCAAACAAUUGUAAAAUUAAGUAGAAAAAUAGCAAUAAUAUUUACAAGAUCGGAUAUUCAUCUUAAUAUUUGUUUUACCAGCUGAUAGAACUUAGUUUUUAUUUUGUGUACAAUAUCAGAAUGUCUUUUUGAAAGGUGAUACAGUUAUCUAUGUAUUCUAUAAGCUGGUCAAGUCAUUUAUAAGAGGAAUUUACAUAAUUUCAGCAACUGGUGUUCUUCAUAUCUUAAUUUUUCAAUAGAAAUUCAUAAAUUAAUAAACGAGCAAAAUCUUUAUAUUGAGUUGGAAGAAAAAUAAUUUUGCAUCUUGUUCAUUUUGUAAAUUUAUUUUCAUUCUGUAUAAUUCAUUUCAUUUCAUUUUUCUAGUCCAGUUUUCAGUUUAUGUAUAUUUCUACUGUAUUUAUCUCAUGGGAGGAAUUAAAGAGAAGGCUAUGCUUUCAUUUUUGACCUCAUGAAUAUUCAUGUAGCUCAGAAUUUUAAAACAUCACAAUCUCAACAAUUCGGGGUGUUUCAGUUCUACUGUAUUUAUGAAAUUGAAUUAUGGGAGGUUUUUAUUUAUAGGUAUAUUAAUAGUUAGUAUAUAGUGAACUAUAAUUACUAUUGAAAGAUUUUAUUUUUAAUUUAAUGACAUUAACAAUCUCAAUAUUAAUUUUCUGGUUUCUGGAAUCUGAAAGAGUCACCACACAUUACAAUACCAAUAUUUUCCUUCGCAUUAUCUUCAGAUAUAUUUAGCUCAAUUUCAAAUCUAAGUUAUUUUAUAUAAUAUAUUAAUCAAUAUUAUUAUUAUUAUUAUUAUUAUUAUUUCUUGCCGUAGUCAAUAUUAUUCACUUUCAAACUUCUGUGAUUCUAAAAACACCUGACACCAUUCUGUGAUUUAAUUAGUCAUCUCAGCUUCUUUCCGUGAGUUUUGUGAUGUUGUCAGAGAAUAGCAACAUUUUUUUUCAGGUUUAUCUCCAGAAGGGCACUUCACAAAAUCAAAUGCACAUGUUGUUCAGUGCACAUGCACCAAAGUUGAUUUAAAAAAAGAAAACAUUGUUUUUGAUACAAAAAUGGCAGAUAUUUUGUUAUGAGAUUGCAAAGCCUUAAAAUUUUAGCAAAAAAGGGCCAAAAAUAUAUUUUUAAAAAUUAAAAAUUUCAAACUAUUAAAACAUUAAUGAACAGAAUUUCAUGUAGAAAUAUUUUAUGCUAGAGCAACUUAAACACAUGCAUCACAGGAAGUCAAAAAUGUGGAUAAACAGAUACAUGUAGCAUACGUGGCUGAAUACAUGGCGGAAUACAUGGUCUAAAGCUUGCAUGUGGUUUGGAAUAGACAAUCUAUGGAAGAAUUUAAAGUGACUCAGUGAAAAGGUUGUAGUGUCAAUCAUGACCAUGUUGAAAAAUUCUCAUUGCGAUUCUAAUAUUAAGGUAGAUCAUGUAAAUAAUUUAGAUACGGUAGUUAAAAAGGCGAUAUGACAUCAUUUUGUACGAUAUUGGACCAUCCCUGUAUAUAAUAUACUUCACAUGUUGGGUAUUUUCAGGAUUUUUGACAGGAUCUUGUCGUUGUUUGCUUGGUCGAUUUUUGGCAGUUAAAAAUUGUGGUUUUGCUAAUUACAAUAGUGGUUAUGUGUGGAAUUCAAGAGAGUUUAUCAUUAAGAUGAAAGAAAUUUCUUUCUCCGAUGUCGUAAAUGUAACGCCAUUAUUAAACAUCACCUACACAUAAAACAGCAAAACAACAUCGUCCAAUUUCAAAAUUUGCAACAAAUAAAUGUCCUGAACAUAGCAAAAGCAAACUAAGAAAGAUCUAAAAAUUCUAGAAAUAUGCAACAAUGAGGAAAUCUUGUUUUUUCUAAUAAUUAUUAUUAUUAUUAUUAAUCUUGUUAUUGUUUAUAAUACUAUAGUCUAGUUGUAGUCUGUUUGGAUGAGUUCGAAUUUGACAAGUUUUCAUCAAGAAGUCAAAAUGCUCCACCAGAUAUUCAUCCCUUAUUCAAAUGGUAAUGCAUACACUCUUGUACAACCUUACAAUCAUGGUAAUAUAGCUGGGUAUUAUAAAUUUUUACCAUUGGCUCAAACUUGGCUGCAAGGUAGAAAACUUCUCAAAUGUGAACCCAUCCUCAUGUUUCAGAUUCUGCCAUGAUAAGAUUUGACAGGAUGAGAAAUAUCAGACCAAGUUUAGUCGUGUUUUGUGUACAGCUUGUUUUCUUGUUACUGUUUCCGUCAACUUGUAUAUAUUUUAAAUAUUGAUGAUAUAACUUUCAUUAGCUUCAUUAGGCGACUCUUUAUUCUUUUCAUCUUUGCUACAAACUCUGGGGAUAGGUUUGCAUGUGGGGUGUUUCAGCACCUAAGAAUAAGUAGGAUUAUCAAUCAAUGGCACAAGCAAUUCGUUUGGGUAAACACCCCAUUAAAAUCAAAUUUGUAUGAAUAAGCUAUCGUCAUUUAUAACCAAAACGGGGUGCGUAUUAUCCACGAUUACGUUUUAUACUCGGAUAAAUACGGUAUGUGGGCGUUUCCUUAAUAAAGAAAAC
Lottia gigantea (owl limpet) is the source of this 5016-nucleotide messenger RNA. RefSeq lists its product as hypothetical. The transcript is spliced from 6 exons. The record is from RefSeq and is a predicted model, not a curated record. Gene Ontology annotation, cellular component: plasma membrane. The coding region runs from base 1 to 612 and encodes 203 amino acids. Lineage: Eukaryota; Metazoa; Mollusca; Gastropoda; Lottiidae. Gene Ontology annotation, biological process: neuron projection development.